This is a messenger RNA of Penaeus vannamei (Pacific white shrimp), 1629 nucleotides long. The record is from RefSeq and is a predicted model, not a curated record. Lineage: Eukaryota; Metazoa; Arthropoda; Malacostraca; Decapoda; Penaeidae.
AAUACUGCUGCCAUAUCCACCGGGACAACCACCACCACCAUGGCUACACAAGCAGGUACUGCUGUGAACCCCACAACAGUACCUGUCACCCCUGGCACAACAGUGGCAGGUACAGUCGUACCCUCAACUCCUACCACGGCUGCGGCUCCCGUCACCCAGACAACCCAGCCUGCUGCUGCAACAGGAGGCUCUCAAACUAUCUCAGCCGAAUCCGCAAAAACAAAAUGUAAAAACUUUCUGGCAACAUUACUGAAAUUGGCGAAUGAGCAGCGGGCGACUGUGGCACGUAAUGUUCGAAAUCUGAUUCAGGGCCUCAUUGAGGGACGAGUGGAGCCUGAAGUCUUCACUGAGGAGCUUCAGAAAGACCUCAAUUCCUCCCCACAGCCUUGCCUUGUUCCCUUCCUCAAGAAAACUUUGCCGUACCUGCGUGUAUCCCUAGCGCGUGGAGAAUUAACCAUUGAUGGAGUGCGGCCUCCACCAUUAUCCGCAGUCACUCCUGUUACUGGUGUCACCACAGUCAUACCUGCGAUGUCUGUCGCCCGGCCUGGAGCUCCUACAACUUCUGGGACGGUUCGGACUAUUGCACCUGCUGCUGCAACAGCCACAACUGUAGUUCACCGACCAGUCAAUGCAACUUCCACACCUGCCAGAGUUGUGGGGCAGCAACAGGUACAGCAAGUUCGUGUUCAAGGGGGCAAAACUGUGGUAACGACUGUAAGGCAGAAUACAACUGCUGCCAGCAGUCCUGCCAGCACUACUACCAACACAGUACCCACAGCAACCAAAACUAUAACCGUUAAUAAGACAAUUCCUACCAAAGACAAAGAAAAAAGUAACAAAAACCAGCUCUUCACCUAUAGCAGUUCCUAUUCUUCAAGUGGGGUGGCUGACGAUGAUAUCAAUGACGUGGCAGCCAUGGGAGGGGUCAACCUGGGAGAGGAGUCGCAGCGAAUUCUGGAAUCUACUGGAUUUGUGGGGACACAAAUCAGGUCGUGUAAAGACGAAAAUUUCCUUCUUAACACUCCACUGACUCAGAGAAUAAAACAAAUAUGUUCAAAAUAUGGUUUGGAAGAGGCUCCAAAAGAUGUCGUUGCCUUGGUGUCUCAUGCCACACAAGAGAGACUGAAAACUAUUGUUGAAAAAUUAGCUGUCAUUUCGGAACACAGGCUAGAUAUAAUUAAGAGUGACAGUAGAUAUGAAGUGGUGCAAGAUGUAAAAGGUCAGCUUCGUUUCCUAGAAGAGUUGGAUAAGUUGGAGAAGAAGCGCAAAGAGGAACAGGAGAGAGAGAUGCUAAUGCGAGCGGCAAAGUCGCGGAGUAAAUCAGAGGAUCCAGAGACCGCAAAGCUGAAGGCCAAAGCAAAGGAGAUGCAACGUGUAGAAAUGGAGGAAAUGAGACAGCGAGAUGCCAAUCGGACUGCUCUCAAUGCACUUCAGGGCCCCAAGAAGAAACCAAAGUUGGACUUGUCGGCAAUGGAUGACGUGAGUGCUUUUCUUUUGUAUUUUUUAGUGUUCCUUCUUACAAGGACUGAUAAAAAGUUCAUUUAUUUUGGGGAGUUUUUGACAGAUAUUACAUCAUUCACCAUUCUACAUGCCACCAUCCCCUGGUUUUUUUGACAAUGGCACAAACCU